Molecule: messenger RNA, 1366 nt
Organism: Vespa mandarinia (Asian giant hornet)
Lineage: Eukaryota; Metazoa; Arthropoda; Insecta; Hymenoptera; Vespidae
Product: pentatricopeptide repeat-containing protein 2, mitochondrial
Biological process (GO): multicellular organism development; regulation of mRNA processing; mitochondrion organization
Cellular component (GO): mitochondrion
Molecular function (GO): RNA binding
Source: RefSeq, a predicted model, not a curated record
AUGUUUUCUAGUCUUUCCUUCGUAUUUUUCGCGUGUGUGGUUUGUUAUAAUCUUACUUUAUCCGAUACUAAUAAUUAAAAGUUAAAAAUAAAGAAAAGAAUUGCUGUAAUUAUAUAGAAAAUAUUUGUAAAUCAUGGCUUUAAAUUUAAGACUUCUUCAGUUUAAUCUGCCACUUAUUUUCAAAUCUACAUUAAGAAAUAAUUUAAGCGGUACUGUCUAUUUCAGAAUAAAUCGUUCUAUUUUCACGGAUAAAACAAUAGGCAUGAACAAUUAUGAAUAUAUAAGAUCACAGAUGCGUCAGCAAUUUACAAAUGUAGAAGCUUCAUUUCGUACAAAAAUGCAAGAAAUUGUUAAUAAUGAAGUCAGUGUUGUUUUUACAGAAGAUCUAAAAGCUAUGUCGCAUUUAGUAACCGAUAAUGCUGAUGAUUUAGACUUAUUUGUUAAAAUGAUAUAUAAAUUUAAUUCUCAAAACAAAGAGCUAAGGUUUGGUAAUUACGUAUUCGGUCCUGUAAUAAUGAGAGCUUUUAAUUAUGUGAACAGACCAGAUUUAGCAUUGUCUACAUUUCUUGAUCCAAAUCUAACAUCAUUUUUUAAUCAAAGCAUGAGUUACACAGUAUUGAUGACAUCAUUGUAUAACCAUAAAAUGUACAGUGAUGUACGGAAAGUAUUUGAUAUAUAUAAACAAAAUUCUCUUAAUAGUGAACAAUUUCCAAGAUUGCCAACUAUUGUUACUGCUGCUGCUUGUUAUCAAGAGAAUACCCUAGAAUCAUACAAUUAUCUAUUACAAAGUUGGAAAGAAUUGUCUGAAUAUAAUUUUCCACCUUUGCGUAAACUUAUAACAUUUUUAGCAGCUCUAGCAUUAAAACAAAAUUCUCCAGAGAUUACUUUAGAAUUAAUGUCAUUAAUAAGAGCACGUCAUAUUCAUAGUAGAUGUUUGAGAAUUCUUGCAUACAGUAAGCUUAACAGAUACAACGAUGUUGCCUAUAUAUUGAAAAAUUCACUUGAAGGAAGUUAUAAAAUCCAAGAAAGAUAUUUUUCAGACGUCAUUCAGAAACUUGAAGAAGAUUUGGAAAAUAUCGACGAUGAUCUUAAACCAACAAUAAUAAAAUUAAUUUCACUUCUGAAGGUACAAGAACAUAUAGAAAACGAGACUUUGGAAUCUCAUUUAACCAGGCCAAUUGAAUUCAUUUACAAGCGUUCUAAUUUAGAUCAACAAAAAGACGUAUUCAAGAAAACUCAGCAAAGAAGGAUUAUUGGUUUAAAGGAUCUUAUAUAAUCAUAAAUAUCUUUUUAUAAUUUAUUGUAGCAUAUAUAUUUACAAAAUAUAUCGUGCAUAUAUUCAUAAAAUAAUUGUAAUUAGAUGAUA